Erythranthe guttata (spotted monkey flower) is the source of this 1988-nucleotide messenger RNA. RefSeq names its product Tetratricopeptide repeat (TPR)-like superfamily protein. Gene Ontology annotation, molecular function: protein binding. The record is from RefSeq and is a predicted model, not a curated record. NCBI's taxonomy places the organism in Eukaryota, Viridiplantae, Streptophyta, Magnoliopsida, Lamiales, Phrymaceae.
UAAUUACCAAUACUAUAGGGACUUUAAUGUUAUUUUAGCAUAACUAAGGGGUGUAGUUGUAAAUUACCCUUUCUAAAAUAAUUAGGUCUCUCUCAAUUAAAAUCUGAGCUUGAGUGCCCUAAUUUUGGCGCCAUAUGUGAUUAAUUAUUACUGUACAGAGAGUAAAUGGAGAAACACUGAUAUGGAAGCACUGAAAUCCAUACAGCAAAUCCAUGGCGCUGCUCGUAAGGAGGCUCCAACUCCUUCGUCCAUCUUCACUAUUACGCUUUUCUCUUUCUUCUGCUCACGAAUUCAUUCCAUCACCACUCGCUUCUUCUUCCGCGAUGCUUUGUUUCUCUCAAGCAUUUCAUCAAACACCUUGCAGGCAAUGCAAACACACCCCUGACUUCGCCGGCCGACGACUUUACGAGAUCAUGGGCUUCUCGGCGGAGUGUGCUGAAGAAGCACGUGGAGAGAUCCGAUUGGGCUUUGAAGAAAUUCGUGAAAGAGUUCAGAAAGCUAAGGACUUUGCUUCGGGCGAUGAAGCCAUAGCUUUUCUUGAUGAUGCUGACGUCAGACCUGAUAAAGAUUUCAUCUUUUCGCUGAUUUGGGAUUUGAGAGAAGAGUGGAAGUUGGCGUUCUUAGUGUACAAAUGGGGUGAGAAACGGGAUUGUGUGGUCGAAAAGACUUGGUGUUUGAUGAUAUGGUUGUUGGGUAACCAUGGUAAAUUCGGUACCGCUUGGACUCUCGUUCACGAGCUUUAUCGAGCUUCGAAGGACACUCAACAAGCAAUGCUGAUCUUGAUUGACAGAUAUGCUGCUGCAAAUAACCCAGACAAGGCGAUCGAGACAUUCCACUUAAUGCAGAAGUUCAAGUUUUCACCCGAACAAAAAACGUAUUUCGUCUUCUUAAAUAUUCUUUGCAAGCACGGAAACAUCGAAGAGGCCGAACAAUCUAUGUAUCUCAAUAAGAAGUUCUCGCCACUGGAAACAGAGAGCUUCAACAUAAUUCUCAACGGAUGGUGUAACAUAGCCACCGACGUAUACGAGGCCAAGAGAAUUUGGCGGGAAAUGUCGAAAUGCUGCAUCGAACCAGACGGGAAUUCAUACACGCACAUGAUUUCUUGCUUUUCGAGCGUAGGCAAUCUAUUCGAUUCUUUGAGACUGUACGAUGAAAUGAAGAAAAGAGGGUGGGUCCCGGGUUUGGAGGUGUACCAUUCACUGAUUUACGUGCUGGCUCGUGAAAAUUGCCUAAGCGAAGCUCUUAGAAUUAUAGAUAGAAUGAAAGAAACAGGUCUGAAACCGAACUCCGCCACGUAUAAUCUUGUCAUACGCCCGCUUUGCGAAGCUGAAAAGUUUGAGGAUGCGAGAGUUGUGUUGGCAAGGAUGUUAGAAGAUGACAUCAGUCCUACUAUCGAAACCUAUCACGAAUUACUCAAGGGCGAAACUUUGGAAGGAACUUUGGGAGUGCUGAGUCAUAUGAGAAAAUCUCGUUUAGGGCCAAGUAGGGAAACUUUUCUUCUUAUUCUUGACAAGUUCUUGAAAACGGGUCAACCGGAAAAUGCACUAAAAAUAUGGUCGGAAAUGAACGAAUACGAGAUAAAGCCAGAUCGCGAGCAUUACAAGGUUUUGGUCGAAGGGUUUGCGAAAUGUGGGUUGAUUGCCAAAGCUAAAGAAUUCUACUCUGAGAUGACAUCAUCUUUCGGAUUAAACGAUGAUCCAUCGCUGAAGAAGCUUCUAGAAGAACCCGCUCGAAAAGGGGUUCGUGCAAAAAAGGGAGAAGGGCAGAUGACAAUUGUGAGACGUAUUACGAAAGGUAAUGGAUUACAGCGUGGGAGGAGAAGUAGUUUGGUACGAAUUAGAAAAAAUCGUUAGCACAAUUAUCAUUUUCACUUGAUCUGCAUGAGUGUUUCUAAUUUCUUCUAAGCGUAUGGGAAUUAAUCGUGUUUAUUAGAAACGAACUAGCAUUUAAUUAAUUAUAUGAAGGAAAAUAUAUUUUUGUUUGAUUUU